AUGCGUCCUCAUUGCCUUCUCCCGUGCCUCGUGGCGCUCGCCCACGCAGAGUGGUGGGACGACUUCUCCAACAACCUCGCCUCUGACCUCGCGCCCAUCCUUGCCCUCUUUGGCGAACAAGUCACCAAGCAAUUCCUGAGCGAAUCCACCACCAGGCUCGAUACCUUUAUAUUCGCCAUGGUGCCCUUGGGCAUCCUCACGGCUGUCGUCUCCGCCAUUCGCGUCUGCGGCGGCCCGUCCCUGCGCGCUUUCAUCGGUCGCGCCCAGGAAGGAGGCGGCGUCGCCGAGGCGGAACUGUGCUCCUCCACCAGCCGUGACGUCUGUGAGCUCUACCAUAAUGGUGCUGUUGUGCGCGUGUUUGGGCGGCCCAAGAUUGCGGAACUGGUCCAUGAACCUAGGGGCGCCAGCUUUUACGAGAAGCUGGGCAGCCAUGACGGAGCCAAAGACGAUGUAGCGGCAAAGUGUGGCAUUUACACGUUCCAAGAAUAUAUUGGCAGCUCUGUCGCACGAGACGCUGGGUGGACCGAAAACGGCGCAGCUGUGGGGGGAGACGCUGAGAAUGGAAGCGAUCGCACCAUGAAGUUUGCUCCCAACCCCAAUUUGUCUCUCAAUUACGGAAUAAAGAAGCACCCCAAACUCGUCAAUUGGCUGGCCGCAUUUGCUGGACUUGUACUCCAGGCCUCGGUCUUGUGGUUUGGCGCUCUAGCAACGUACAAGUGGCGCUGGAAGAAGAAUGACACUCAGGCUCCGCCUUGGGCUUUUCCGAUGAUGGUCUUUGGAACUCUGCUGCAAUGUUCUGGCAUGUGGUGGUUGUUGCCGUGA
Molecule: messenger RNA, 822 nt
Organism: Akanthomyces muscarius
Lineage: Eukaryota; Fungi; Ascomycota; Sordariomycetes; Hypocreales; Cordycipitaceae
Exons: 2
Coding region: 1-822 (273 amino acids)
Source: RefSeq, a predicted model, not a curated record